Molecule: messenger RNA, 4365 nt
Organism: Coregonus clupeaformis (lake whitefish)
Lineage: Eukaryota; Metazoa; Chordata; Actinopteri; Salmoniformes; Salmonidae
Product: phosphatidylinositol 3,4,5-trisphosphate 5-phosphatase 2A
Exons: 27
Coding region: 308-4054 (1248 amino acids)
Biological process (GO): phosphatidylinositol dephosphorylation
Molecular function (GO): protein binding; phosphatase activity
Source: RefSeq, a predicted model, not a curated record
GUGAGGCCUAGUCUUGUGUCUUGGUUGAAAUAGAGUUUAGCUCGCAGUAGCUGCGAUGCCUCCCACUCUCCAGCUCCAUGAUUUACAUAGGCUGAUUUCCUUGGGAAGCGCGAGAGCAGCGGAGCCUCCAUGGCAGACUUUCAGGAACUGAGGAAGCGACAGAAACGACCCACGGAGAAGUAUUAACUUCGCAGUUUUCUCGCGUUUCCCAACUCUGAUUCACACUACUCGCACUCGAAUUUACCGACUUAUCGCCUCGUUCAGAUUUUUUAACUCAGGAAACCGUGUGUUUUCUGGGGCUGUGGCGAUGGCCGGUGGCGGCGGGGUGUCGCCGCUGGGGCUAGCGCCUCCGUUGUGGUAUCACCGGGAUCUGAGUCGUGCUGCUGCGGAGGAGCUGCUGGCCCGCGCGGGACGAGACGGGAGUUUCCUGGUACGGGACAGCGAAAGUGUUAACGGGGCGUACGCCUUGUGUGUGCUGUUUCAGAAGCAUGUCCACACCUAUAGGGUCCUCCCAGAUGAAGAGGGAUUCUUGGCAGUCCAGACGUCUCAGGGGGUGCAGCCUAAGCGGUUUAAGACCCUCCCAGAGCUGGUCCUGUUGUACCUCCAGCCCAGCCAGGGACUGGUCAGCACUCUACUGUACCCUGUAGACAGAGAGGAGAGCAUCCCAGAGGACAGGGACUACUCAGAUGGGGAAGAUGAGAAGCCGCCCCUUCCUCCUCGUUCCGCCUCCACCUCCACACCACCUACAGGCUCCGCCCCGGAGACACCAACCGACAGCGCCCCUGCUGCUAACGGCCUGAGCACCAUUUCCCAUGAGUACCUGAAGGGAAGCUACGCUCUGGACCUGGAAGCUGUCAAACAGGGAGCCAGCUCUCUGCCACACCUCAACAAGACACUGGUGUCCUCCUGCAAACGCCUCAACGGGGAGGUGGAUAAGGUUCUGUCUGGGCUGGAGAUCCUGUCCAAGGUGUUUGACCAACAGAGUUCCUUCAUGGUGUCCAGGAUGAUACAGCAGUCGGUGAAUCAGGGUGGAGAUCAGGAGUUGGAGAAUCUGGUCACUAAACUGGCUAUCCUCAAAGACCUACUGUCUUCUAUAGAGAAGAAGGCUCUGAAGGCUGUGCAGGAUUUGAGUUGGUCCACUCUCUCCUCUCCUCCUCCUUCUCUCACACGCCACAGCAAAACCAUCCCUGUACAGGCCUUCGAGGUGAAGUUGGAUGUGAACCUGGCAGACCUGACUAAGAUAGGGAAGAGUCAGAAGCACAGUCUGUCUGUGGACGUGGAGGCGGGGGAGCUAGUGGUGAUGAGGAAGUUGAAGGACAACCAGGAGGACUGGAACACUUUCACACACCACAAGAUCCGUCAGCUGAUAAAGUCUCAGCGUGUUCAGAACAAGCUGGGCAUCGUGUUUGAGAAGGACAAGGAGAAGAGCCAGAGGAAAGACUUUAUCUUCGCCAGUGCUAAGAAGCGGGAGGCUUUUUGUCAGCUGCUGCAGCUGAUGAAGAACAAACAUUCCAACCAGGACGAGCCAGACAUGAUCUCCAUCUUCAUAGGGACCUGGAACAUGGGCUCUGUGCCCUCCCCCAAGGCGGUGGGUUCCUGGCUGUUGUGUCGGGGGCUGGGGAAGACGCUGGAUGAGAUGACCGGAACUAUUCCUCAUGACCUCUACGUGUUCGGAACGCAGGAGAACUCUGUGUGUGACCGUGAGUGGGUCGACUCACUCCGCACCGCGCUCAAAGAACACACAGAGCUGGAUUACAAACCGAUCGCGGUCCAGACUCUGUGGAACAUUAAGAUAGCGGUGCUGGUGAAACCAGAACAUGAGAACCGCAUCAGUCAUGUGGGAGUGUCCAGUGUUAAAACGGGCAUUGCUAAUACACUGGGUAACAAAGGGGCAGUGGGCGUGUCUUUCAUGUUUAAUGGAACUUCCUUCGGCUUUGUGAACUGUCACCUGACAUCAGGCAACGAAAAGAUUGGCAGGAGAAACCAGAACUACCUGGAUAUCCUGCGGCUGCUCUCUCUAGGAGAUAAACAGCUGAGCUCCUUUGACAUCUCUCUACGCUUCACACACCUCUUCUGGCUGGGAGACCUCAACUACAGGCUGGACAUGGAUAUACAGGAGAUCCUGAACUACAUCAACAGGAAAGAGUUUGAUCCUCUGCUGAAGGUGGACCAGCUCAACCUGGAGAGAGAGAAGAACAAGGUGUUCCUGCGCUUCGCGGAGGAGGAGAUAUCGUACCCACCCACCUAUCGUUAUGAACGCGGCUCUAGGGACACAUACGUGUGGCAGAAACAGAAGGCCACAGGGAUGAGGACUAAUGUCCCCUCUUGGUGUGACAGGAUCCUGUGGAAGUCUUACCCUGAGACUCACAUUGUCUGUAACUCCUAUGGCUGUACAGAUGACAUGGUGACCAGUGACCACUCCCCAGUGUUUGGUACGUUUGAGGUGGGGGUCACCUCGCAGUUCGUCUCCAAGAAAGGUCUGCCUAAAUCCUCUGAGCAGGCUUAUAUAGAGUUUGAGAAUAUUGAGGCCAUAGUGAAGACGGCCAGCAGAACCAAGUUCUUCAUCGAGUUCUACUCUACCUGCCUGGAGGAGUUUAAGAAGAGUUAUGAGAAUGACAGUCAGAGCAGUGACAACGUCAACUUCCUGCGUGUGGGCUGGUCCAAUAAGCAGCUGACCACGCUGAAGCCCCUCCUCUCUGAGAUAGAAUACCUCCAGGACCAACACAUGCUGCUCACUGUCAAAUCCCUGGAUGGAUACGAGUCCUAUGGAGAGUGUGUGUUGGCUCUGAAGUCCAUGAUAGGCAGUACAGCACAGCAGUUCCAUACCUACCUGUCCCACAGAGGGGAGGAGACGGGCAACAUCAGAGGGUCCAUGAGGGUCCGCGUGCCUGCAGAGAGGAUGGGCACCAGGGAGAGGCUCUAUGAGUGGAUCAGUGUGGAUAAAGAUGAGAUGGGAGGACCCAAAGGCAGAUCCACCCUGCCCCCCCGAUCAGGACACGACUACGUCAAGCCGUCUUUGACACACAAACACGUGGGGGCGGAGCUUGGGAAGGUGAGCGAGGAGGGAGAGAGGAGCACCAAGGAGGAGGGGACUGCAACCAGGACUAAGCAGGACUCUGCAGAGGGAGACCCCUCCACCUGUAAGAACAACAGCUACAAUAACCCCGCCUACUACAUCCUGGAGGGCGUUCCUAACCAAUCAGCUGCCGCUCUGUCCCCGGAGCACCUCCCCUCCCCCUGCUCCCCCCCAGCCGGUAAGGCACACCCGUCUGGAGGGGGCAGGGGGAAGCCCUCCUCAGGGUCCUCCCACCUCUGCAGGCACACGGCUGGACACCCUGUCAGGCCCAUCAGUGAGGAGGGGUCCUCAGAGGAUGAUGGGAUUGCAGUGGUGGGGGUGGUGUCAGGGGGAGGGGCAGCCCAGGGGGGAGGAGCGGGAGGCACACUGAACCGUCCUCCUCCUGACUUCCCUCCUCCCCCCCUUCCUAAAGGAGCACAGGAGAUGGCCGACAUCCCCUUCUCCAAACCCCGCUCCCUGCACCCCGACUUGGCCGAGGUGAAGAUCCCCGCAGCCAAUCCCAGUCCUGCCUUUGUCCUGGGGGAGGGCUUUAGGAGGGGAGGGGCUGGGGGGCUGGAUGACCAAUCAUGUUCGGUGCUGCAGAUGGCGAAGACACUGAGUGAGAGCGAGUACCCCCCUCCCCCCCGUGCCCCCUCUGCACCCCCCCACCACAGAGGCCAGGGGUUGGGGUUAGGGGACGCCUGUCGCACCUUCCCUCCCCGAGCCCCCAUCACAGAGAGCAUCGCUGAAGAUCUACCAGAGGAAGCGCUGUGGGGAAGCAGUAGCUCGUCUCUCUCCGUGGGGGAGUCCUCUGUGGGAGAGUGGCUACAGAGACUGGGGCUGGAGCGGUAUGAGGAAGGUCUGUUACACAACGGCUGGGACGACCUCGAGUUCCUCAGUGACAUCACUGAGGAGGACCUAGAGGAGGCGGGUGUUCUAGACCCCGCCCACAAGAGGAUUCUGCUGGAGAGCCUGAGACAGCAGAAGCAGCAGAAGUGAGCUGAACCAGUCCAUACUGGGCCAUCCUGGGCCAAACCCAGCUGAACUGAGCUGAGACGUGCUAAUCCAUGCCAGACUGUGCCUUCUGAGAGAAAUUGCACUCCCUCCGUUAUACUUUAUUUUGACAAACAGAUCUGUCAAAUGUCCUUUUUUAGAUGUAUUGUGCUGUGUGUAAGUGUCUUUAUGUUAUUGUAACCGUGGCUGUUGUGUUAGCCAGCCUUAUUUAAACAGUAGAAACAUUUCUGUCCUUUGUUAAGAAUCAAAACAUGGACCUCUACCCUGCCACCCCCCCUAACAGACCCCUUCCCUGC